GAUGACCCAACUGCCUCCCACCGCCUCCCAAUUUUGUAAAAACCUCCUUUAGUAAUUUUCAUGAAAAUUAAACACAUAGGGAGCGCUGAAACCCGAUUAUGGUUAUUAUGGCUAUUAUGGUUGGAGUAUUGUUAUUAUGGUUAAUAUGGCUUUUUACUAAAAAGUUUUUAGUACCAACCAACAUUCAUAACUAUCAAACUGCGGCGAAGCUUCUUGAAAACUGGUUUUGAGCAACAUUAAUGAACAAAGAGCAAAGAGUCUCUUCAAAGGCAACAAGUGAUCUACUUUUGGGUCAUCCAUUUUUUGUGCUUAGAUGAGGAUCUCAAUGUUCAUCUAAUGAAUUAAUUAUUUAUAAAUUAUACCAAAGACAUAAAAUUUUUAUCUUAAAAUGAAUGAAAACAAUAAUAAUAAUUCUGAUAAAAUUACAAUAAAAGUGAGACACUCGGAUGAGGAUUAUCAUGAUAUUACAAUUGAUUGGUCAAAUGAAAGUUUUGAUUACAGGAAACAAGUAAUGCAUCAGUUAUCAGCAUUCACAGGCAUACCAGUCAAAUAUCAAGCGUAUGUUGCAGUAGGUGAUGCAGGAACAGAUGUCGAUUUGGGCAACCCUGAAUUCGGUGAUGAAGAAGGACUGGGUUUCAUGCUUCCGGAUGAAAAAGAGGAUGCAAUGGAGUAUAUUCAGGAUGGCGCUUGUUAUUUUUUCAAAACAAAUAUAUUCAUCGACCAAAAAUACGCUCCUACUGAUCCUAGUAUUAUCUGUGCCUACAUGCUGACUCAUCGUGAUCUGGUCAAUGAAAAUGGUUGCAACUUCUAUUAUUGUCAGCACAGGGGUAGUCGUUUCUUCACGCAGAAAUUUUCAAAGCUCAUUAAAUCCGAGCACUUGCAGACACUUCUGGAUGCAAGAGUUGAAGGACAAACACAGGAAACUUUAACAAGAAUUAAAUUAAAUCUGAAUAUUGAACACCUUACUCGCCUAGACUGCCUUCGAUUUUACGAAUCUCAUGGACCAAUUAAAUAUCCGUUCCCUGAUUACUAUUUGCGUUACCGAGGUUAAUAAAGAUAUACACCUGGUAAAACUUAGUAUCUAGAUUAUUUUCGGUUACGUGAUUAUUACUUGCGUUAUCGAAGUUGAUUAAGAAUGCUUUUUCAUUAUCAAUCAAAUAAACUGACUUAUAUCAACUUUUU
Molecule: messenger RNA, 1182 nt
Organism: Tetranychus urticae (two-spotted spider mite)
Lineage: Eukaryota; Metazoa; Arthropoda; Arachnida; Trombidiformes; Tetranychidae
Source: RefSeq, a predicted model, not a curated record